UGUCACCCUGACCCACCUAGAGCUAGGUCUGUGUUAACAUUCGAGGUUGCCGGCGGAUCUUCGCCAUGGCUGCAGACAGGGAACCGGUCAGAAGCUCACAAGGGAGAUCUGCUCCCAUCAGCUGUCAUCGGAGACAGAGAGACAAGAUACAGAUUCCAGAAGAAAAGAAAAUUACUUAUUGUGACCUACCUAUUAAGCAACAAAGAAGAAAACUUAUUCAGGCUGUGAAGGACAACCCAUUUCUUAUUGUGACUGGAAGGACAGGGAGUGGUAAAACUACUCAACUCCCUAAAUAUCUUUAUGAAGCAGGAUUUUCAAAACAUGGCACCAUUGGGGUGACUCAGCCACGCAAAGUAGCUGCCAUAUCAGUUGCUCAAAGAGUUGCUGAAGAAAUGAACUGUUCUUUGGGAAACUUGGUAGGAUACCAGGUCCGCUUUGAUGAUUGUAGCUCUCAGGAUACAGCAAUCAAAUAUAUGACUGAUGGAUGUCUGCUAAGACAUAUGAUGGUUGACCCGGACCUUACCAAAUUCAGUGUCAUCAUUUUGGAUGAAGCCCAUGAGAGAACUCUAACAACAGACAUCUUAUUUGGCUUGCUGAAGAAAUUGUUUCAGGAGAAAUCACCCACCAGGAAGGAGCAUCUGAAAGUGGUGGUGAUGUCAGCAACAAUGGAGCUGGUGGGGCUCUCGGCCUUCUUUGGAAAUUGUCCAGUAGUCGACAUUCCUGGAAAGAUUUUUCCAGUCAAAGAGAUUUUCUGCGACUUGAUUGGCCCAAAAGACAAAGAAAAUUCUUCCUAUGUUAAUGCGGUUGUGAAAGUGACCUUAGAAAUCCACCUGAAUGAAUUGGCUGGAGACAUCUUGGUGUUUCUAACAGGCCAGUCAGAAAUUGAGAAAACUUGUGAAUUACUUUUCCAGAAGGCAGAAUGUAUUGAUUACCAGUAUGAUGUGCAAGACAACUCUGUAGACGGGCUGCUGAUCUUGCCGUUAUAUGGAGCGAUGCCCACAGAACAACAAAGAAGAAUAUUUUUGCCGCCGCCACCUGGCAUUAGGAAAUGUGUUGUAUCUACCAAUAUUUCUGCCACAUCUUUAACAAUAGAUGGAAUCAGAUAUGUGGUAGAUGGUGGCUUUGUAAAGCAGUUAAAUCAUAACCCCAGAUUAGGGUUGGAUAUGCUGGAGGUGGUGCCAAUCUCAAAGAGUGAGGCAAUGCAACGAACUGGUCGAGCUGGCAGAACUUCCUCUGGGACUUGCUUUCGAAUCUAUAAUCAGGAUUUCUGGAACCAGUGCAUGCCUGACUAUAUGAUCCCGGAAAUUAAAAGAACUAGUUUAACAUCAGUGAUUUUGACCUUGAAGUGCCUUGCCAUCCAUGAUGUCAUAAGGUUUCCCUAUUUGGAACGGCCUGAUGAGAAACUUAUUUUAGAGGCUCUUAAACAUCUCUAUCAAUGCGAUGCAAUCAAUAGGAGUGGCCAUGUGACAAAACUGGGUUUAUCAAUGGCAGAGUUUCCCCUCUCUCCAAAUUUGACCCGGGCUAUCCUAAAAGCUGCUUUUUGGGGUUGUGAAGAUCUCCUGCUUCCAAUAGCAGCAAUGCUGUCUGUAGAAAAUGUCUUCAUUCGGCCUGGGGAAGCAGAGAAACAAAAAGAGGCAGAGCUGAGACACCAGGAACUGUCGUCCCAAGCUGGUGGAUUCAAUGACUUUGCAACUCUAGCUGUAAUCUUUGAACAGUGCAAAUCGAGCACAUCUCCUCCUACCUGGUGUCAGAGAUAUUGGAUCCACUGGAGGUGCUUACAAUCUGCAUUCCGUGUGGAAGGUCAGCUUCGAGAGAUAAUCAGGAAACUAAAGCAGCAACCUGAUUUCCCAAGAGAAAAUUAUGAUGGACCUAAACAUGAAAUCUUACGAAGAUGUUUGUGCACUGGCUACUUCACCAAUGUAGCACGAAGAUCUGUAGGAAGAACAUUUUGCACAAUGGAUGGGCAUGGAACCCCAAUACACAUUCAUCCUUCUUCAGCGAUCCGAGGUCCCAGAGGAGAUCUUUCGCAGUGGUAGGCAGACUUCAUUGCUGUGCACUGACCAGGAUGAGCUGGCUUCACAAAUAAGAAAUCCGUCCAAGCCACUUUCAUCUGCAGCAGACACAAGCUGCUAGGACUCCGUGGAGAGAAUUCAUUUUUGUGGAGAACACAGAUGGGAAACUCAUCUUCAGACCAGCACCAGCACCCCAGGACCAGGCAAACAAACUGAGGACGAUAAAGGGAGUAACCCUCAAAUAUUCUGAAAAAAAUACUUAAAAGAAUGUCACUGCCCUCGGCAAUGGAAUACUCACACUAGAAAUAACCUGGCAGAACCGGCAGGCCGAAAUCUCAGAGGAAAGAGUAAUUCUCCUCGCUGGUCCUUGAGAGUGCUUGCCAGGGCAGCCCUUCUGUCAUGCACCCACCUCUUGGCACUACUCCAUUUAACUGUUACCAACAUGCUUGCCUCUGAUGUUGCCAGUCACUUUGCAACAUUCUGCCUAUGUUUUAUCCCAGCCUUCAUUUCUGCUCUAUAUGUCCCUGAGAGAUCUGUACUUAAAAGGCACACUCAGUAGGAAUAUAUCAUAUAUCAGUGUGGCCAGUCUAAGCUCUAAAAACUUCUAUAAUUGUGGUCUUAAUGAUAUUUAUUUUUGUUUUAUAUACACAAUACAUUUUAUUUACAGUUCCGGAGAGGAUAGAGCUGCCAACUUGGUUUCCUCAAAAUGUUAAGAGAAAAUUAAGUCCUUGAGUACAUUGGGUGGUCUUCUCAUAGAGAACUAAUGGGAGAACAUAGACGAGCUUCACUGCAUAAGUGGGGAUCUGCUUGUUGAAGAGAAUAUCCAUGUCAAUGGAUUACAGAUCUGAUUGAAUUUUUUUAAUAUGAAUAGAUUUUUAUUGAUCUCUUUUUUAAGAUCACCCACAUUUUCCCCUGUGUCCUUCCACCAUGCUCUUCCCAGAGAGCCAUCCCUUAUAACAAAGGUUUUUUCUAAAAAAUUCAGCAAAAUAACUGAUAACCUCAAAAAUCUGACAUUAUAUGCUAAAUUGCACUCCCUACCCUUUGCAAAGCAGCAAAGUAUCUUCUUAUACCUCUUCUUUGCAAUAAAGCUUGUUCUUUUAUAACUGCUCAACAUUCAUAUUUGAUUGUUUUGUGAUUUAUUCUUUCCAUUUACAUAGUUGGAGUCAUUUGUGUAUGUUGUUUUUUCCUGCUUCUGCUUACUUCAUUUUGCCACAGUUUUUGUAAGUUUUCCCCACGCUUCUUUGUAUUCAUCAUAUUCUUCAUUUCUUAAAGCUCAGUAAAAUCCAUUGACUAUAAUUUGGUUAGCCAUGUCCCCGGUCAAUAGGUGACUACUUUGUUUCCAGUUCUUUACUGCCCCCAAAAAUGAUACUAUAAAUAUUUUGGUGUAUAUGGAGGUAUAGGCCUAGCAGCAAAAUCUCUGGUUCAAUGUUAAUAUAUAUUUAAAGGUGUUCUAUGCCCUUUCAAAAGUGGAAAAUACUAAAAAAAAAAAGUUUAAAUAUAUAUCAUGUUUGAAAAAUGCAAAAUCUACCAAAGACCCACAAAGUAUCUCCUUGAAAUUCAGCCAAAAAACACUGAUACAGGUAGUGUGGAUCACUUUAGAAUUUAAAAGACUUAAUUCACUUUAUCACCCUUAUCAAAUAAAUAGAAAUGAUAUCAUUUUCACUAUGACUUGACUAAUACAAAAAGUUCAGGGAUAGUUAGAUUACUUAACAAACUGGGUACUUGGAUUAUAACUUCAGAAUUUUAUACCGUCACCAAAAGCCCUCUGUGAAUUUCUGAUACUGAGAGCUGAUCCAGCCAAAUGCUUAAGAGGUCUGAGUUAUUUAGUGAUAUCUGCAAGCAACAACAGUAGCUAAAGUUCCUGUGAACAAAUUACAAACACAAAAGAGAUAUUGAUUACUCACUAGAUUAAACCAUUUGUUCCCACUGGUCCAUUAUCUAAUUCAUCUUUGACCAUUAAGAGUUAGCUUUUAAGUUGCUAUCCCAAAGGUACAAAGCCUCAGUAGAGCUAGCAUGGUAUUCUGGAUUUGGAGUUUAAAGGAUCUGGAUUUCAGUCUGCCUUAGAAUCCUCUGUCAAAAGAGAGUUAAGUAAGUUUCCUUCUAGCUCAAAAUUAACUGCCCUCUUCCACAUAAACCCUUCUAUCUCAGCUAGUUGUUGCAGAAGUCAUGGACAGAAAGGCUCAUAUGAUCACAUCUGGUCUGCCUAAGAUAAGUUUUGGAGCAAAAUGCUUCAUUAUAUGAAGUUAAUCACUUAAAUAACAGUUAUCUUGAGACCUAGGAAAUGUAUGAAGCAAAAUACUUAUUUAGUUUCUAACAGUUGAGAAGAAUCCACAAAGCUUGGUUUGACAAAAUGAGGGAGGGGAAGGGCAAUAAUACAACCCAAGUUGUUAUUACAGAUGAAAUUAUCUUUGUAGCCAUGCAUAAUCAUUUAAUUAGAUACUCAUUUAAUGUGUUAUUGACCAGGAAAAUAUACACACACAAACACAUAUAAGGACCAAAUAGUUAAGGAGAAUGUAUGUUCUUCAAACUGUUUGUAGAAUACACCAUUGUGCAUCCUGCCCUACUGUGUAAUACACACGAUGUAAACAAAGUUAUAUGAUGAAAAACAAAGAUGAGAUUAAGCCAUCUUUUCUGUUAUCCUAAUGUCAUUAAAAUGCACAAUAGCUUCUGGAAUUUAAUUCAGUGAUUCUUUGUUGACUGUACUAUGUGUAAGACAUUACUAGAUAAUAAAAUGAAUACAGAGAUGGUUAAAGCAUAAUCACUGCCUUGAUAAAGUUUCUAAUCUAGUAGUCAUCUGGUAGGGAAGAUAGAACAAGUACAUAGAGUACAGGGCUAGAGAUAUAAACUAUUAUUAUCAAGAUUCAGAGGAGAGAAAGUGGCCUGAAUCAUUGAAUUGUGUUUAAUACUUGUUAAGAUCUAUGAGAACUGCUGAAAUCAUUAAACUACAUAAGGCAAUUUUCUAUAUAUUUGGUUUUACUAUUUCUGUUGGGUUAUAUGAAAAAUAAUAAAAAAUGUUACAUAAAAA
Monodelphis domestica (gray short-tailed opossum) is the source of this 5037-nucleotide messenger RNA. RefSeq names its product DEAH-box helicase 40 (gene DHX40). Gene Ontology annotation, molecular function: RNA binding; 3'-5' RNA helicase activity; ATP binding. The record is from RefSeq and is a predicted model, not a curated record. NCBI's taxonomy places the organism in Eukaryota, Metazoa, Chordata, Mammalia, Didelphimorphia, Didelphidae. Gene Ontology annotation, cellular component: intracellular anatomical structure.